This is a messenger RNA of Pseudomassariella vexata, 1522 nucleotides long. RefSeq lists its product as uncharacterized. Bases 8 to 1522 code for a protein of 504 amino acids. NCBI's taxonomy places the organism in Eukaryota, Fungi, Ascomycota, Sordariomycetes, Amphisphaeriales, Pseudomassariaceae. The record is from RefSeq and is a predicted model, not a curated record. The transcript is spliced from 2 exons.
CCGGUCCAUGAUGUCUGACUCGAUGGAAAAGGUCAACUCGGCUGGCUUUUCUCGAAGCAGCCAUGAAGUGUUUCGUCAGCCGUACGAGCCAAGUACGACGACGGUGGCGGGAUCAUCCAACGCCUCGACACGGUCCGCCGGAAAGGUGUCUGAGGAAAAGAUAGAACAACCCUCCGAGGCGGUGCCCGAGAAGGCCGUUCUUCCCGAUCAGCUGGGAAGUGAGCUUAGCCGCAAGGUUCGUCACAAGUACGCAUCUUCGUACCGCAAAAUUUUUGGGUUCAUCUUUACGGCCAACCUGUCGGUGUUCCUCGCCUUCUUGAUAGACGCAAGGGGUUCCCCUGAGUCCCGCACUGUGGGUAAUGCGGCGUCGGCCAACCUGAUGGUGUCGAUCCUGUUCCGACAGGAAGAAUGGGUCAACGCGUGGUAUGAGUUGUUCACCUGCGUCCCGCACUCGUGGCCCCUCAGCAUCCGCAAGCGUUUGGCGAAGGUUUUCCACUACGGCGGCUGCCACAGCGGUGCAGGCACGGCAGCCGUGGUCUGGUACCUUCUGUACACAGUGCUGGCCACUAAAGAGUAUGUGGCAGAUCGGCAGAAGGACACUCUCGUCAACAUGAUCACGAGCUGGAUCCUGGUCUUCAUGUUCCUCGUCAUCUUGACAUCGGCCCACCCCGACAUUCGCCGCAAGUUCCACGACCACUUCGAGGCUUUCCACCGUUUCUCGGGCUGGACGGCGUUGGUGACGUUUUGGAUUCACAACAUCUUCUCGGGACGCAUCACGGCACGGCAAUGGGAGUCCACCCUGGGCUAUGUUUUGGUUCGCUCGCCCAACUUCUGGUUCAUCUGCAUCACGACGUUCUGCAACCUGGCCUCCUGGUCACGUCUCCGCCACCGUGUUGUCUACCCCGAGAAGUUGUCGGACCACGCCACCCGUUUGCAUUUCAAGUACCGCGGCAUGGCCCCCUUCUACGGACUCAAGCUCAGCGACAAGCCCAUGACGGAAUGGCAUGCAUUCGCUACCAUCCCCGACAUCGACCCCGAGUCCGGCAAGAUCAACGGCUUCAGCGUCGUCGUCAGCAACGCCGGCGACUGGACCAAGAAGCAAAUCAUGUCUCCCAACGAGCGCAAGCUGUGGGUUCGUGGCGCCCCUCUCCAUGGUCUGCUCUACACUUCGCGCCUCUUCAAGAGUAUUGUUGUCGUUGCCACCGGCUCCGGAAUCGGCCCUUGUCUCUCCCUGCUCUUUGCCGACGUCACACCCCGUCGUGUGCUCUGGAGCGCUAGGAAGCCACUCCAAACCUACGGUCCCAAGGUUGUGUCCGAGGUGCAGAGAGCGGACCCCAAUGCCGUCAUUUGGGAUACCACCGAGAGGGGGUACCCCAACAUCGUCGAGGAGACGUACCAGCUAGUCCACGAGUCCAAUGCCGAGGCUGUCUUCAUCAUCUCGAACCCAAAGGUCACAGAGAAGGUCGUCUUUGGCAUGCAGACUCGGGGUGUUCCCGCGUACGGCGCCAUCUUCGAUUCUUAA